Messenger RNA from Vicia faba (fava bean), 834 nucleotides. The record is from the annotation of a GenBank genome assembly. NCBI's taxonomy places the organism in Eukaryota, Viridiplantae, Streptophyta, Magnoliopsida, Fabales, Fabaceae.
AUGAUUAGAGGAUAUCCUUCUAAGCUUCAAAUUUUAUCUUCUUCAAGGAUCCCACAAAGACAUUUUUUGACAAAACAAAGGACUUGUGGGGUUGAAUUGAAAAGUAUGAGGUCAUGGCAUAAGGAAUGGUACCAUAGAUUCAUGUUGAUCAAGGCCAUUUUUGUUCUCAUCAUCAUUCAAACACUUGACCUGUCUAUUGGGCUUCUUCGCAAUCUUAAGUGGCUUAAUCUUGAGAGUUCAAGACUUGAGUAUCUUCCAAAGGAGUUACCUAGCCUAACAUCUAUUAAGGAGCUUAGGAUUUCUGGCAGUGGACCAAAAGUUAAGAAACAUCAGCUACAUGUCUUGUUUGAUGGCCUACGAUCUCUACAAAUACUACAUUUGAAGGAUUGUAAUAACUUGUUUGAACUCCCUGACAACAUCAGUGUCCUAUCAAAAUUACAAGAACUAAUUCUAAAUGGAGGUAACGUGAAAAGGUUGCCGGAAAGCAUCAGGAAUCUUCAAGGGCUAGAAAUUCUGUCAUUGGAAGAAUGCAGGGAGAUUCGAGACAGCCUGAAUUUGGAUGGGCGUUCACUCAAACAUAUAAUGGAAAGUCUAAAUUUAACAAUGAUGAGCGCUACAUUUCAAAAUGUGUCUGUUAGAAGACUUCGCGUGGAUGUUCACAGCUACAACUAUACCAGUGUUGAUGCUUGUCUACCAGGAACAAGAGUCCCACAAGCAUUAUACAAGAAUCAGAUUCAUAGAUGGUUGAACCAGAGACAAAUUCCUAUUGGGAAGUCAAGGGUUUCGAAAGGGGCAUGGAUCUAUAUUUUAAGAGACAUGAUGGGCAAGCUGUAA